CAGGCAGUGCCAGGGGCCAGGUUUUGGGGGGCAAUGACUGAAGUGAAGAGAGAGGUGUUCGGGCAGAUGCCCCAGGAGGAAGGAGGAGGAGUGGUGGAAAAGUUCAUCUUAAAGUCAGACAGUGUGAAAGUGGAGAUCCUGUCCUUAGGGUGCAUAAUCGCCACUCUGGAGACGAAAGGCAGGGAUGGGGAGUUUUCGGAUGUUGUCCUAGGCUUUGACACUUUGGAAGGUUACACGAAGCAGCACCCCUUCUUCGGUGCCGUCGUGGGGCGUGUUGCCAACAGGAUUGCGAAGGGGAGGUUCACUGUGGACAGGAAAUAUUAUCAGCUGUUCCUCAACAACGGGCCCAACAGCCUGCAUGGAGGAGCCAGGGGAUUUGACAAGGUUCUCUGGAGCCCCCAGGUCCUCCCAAAUGGCGUCUGCUUCUUCCGGGUCAGCCCUGAUGGUGAGGAAGGCUACCCCGGUGACCUGAAAGUCUGGGUGACCUACACGCUCAGCGGUGGGGAGCUGGCCAUCAACUACCGAGCCCAGACCAACAAGACGACACCCAUCAACCUGACAAACCAUGCGUACUUCAACCUCGCAGGACAGGGCUCAUGGGAUAUCUACGACCACGAGAUUUCUAUUGAAGCAGAUUCCUACCUACCUGUGGACAACACCAAGAUCCCCACUGGGGAGGUGGCCACCCCCGGCUUUGACCCCCGCCAGCCUGUGGAGCUGGGGAAGCACCUGCAGAAGUUUCACCUGGACGGCUUCGACCACAAUUUCUGCCUGCAGCAGGCAGAGGGUCAACGCCUCGUGGCCAGGGCUUGCCACCCGCCCACCGGCAGGGCCAUGGAGGUUCACACCACCCAGCCUGGCAUCCAGUUUUACACCGGGAACAACCUGGACGGCUCCCUGAAAGGCAAAGGCGCCGUAGCGUACUGCAAACACUCGGCUUUCUGCCUUGAAACCCAGAACUGGCCCGAUGCUGUCAACAAGCCUCACUUCCCCAAUGCCCUACUCCGGCCGGGUGAGGAAUACAACCACACUACAUGGCUCGUGUUCAGUGCUGCUUGA
This is a messenger RNA of Cariama cristata (Red-legged seriema), 1059 nucleotides long. It is a transcript of the gene GALM, whose product is annotated as galactose mutarotase (aldose 1-epimerase). Gene Ontology annotation, biological process: beta-D-galactose catabolic process via UDP-galactose, Leloir pathway; glucose metabolic process. Lineage: Eukaryota; Metazoa; Chordata; Aves; Cariamiformes; Cariamidae. Gene Ontology annotation, molecular function: carbohydrate binding; aldose 1-epimerase activity. The transcript has 7 exons. The record is from RefSeq and is a predicted model, not a curated record. Bases 34 to 1059 code for a protein of 341 amino acids.